Messenger RNA from Girardinichthys multiradiatus, 3430 nucleotides. It is a transcript of the gene matr3l1.2, whose product is annotated as matrin 3-like 1.2. Gene Ontology annotation, molecular function: zinc ion binding; RNA binding. The record is from RefSeq and is a predicted model, not a curated record. The transcript has 22 exons. Gene Ontology annotation, cellular component: nucleus. Bases 205 to 3237 code for a protein of 1010 amino acids. NCBI's taxonomy places the organism in Eukaryota, Metazoa, Chordata, Actinopteri, Cyprinodontiformes, Goodeidae.
ACAUAAAACGCCGGUUGCAAGACGCCAAAAAAAAAAAUUAAGUAGAAGAAGAAGAAGAGUCAGAGUCUAAUCUGCGCCUUGUUGUGAAAAUCUGCGAAUUCAGACAUUCUUCAGAGGAGAAGAGGAGCCCUUUCAUAGAUUUCUGCGUCCACAGACUCUUUCCUGCCUGCUUCUGUCUCUGUCUUGCCUCCAGUUGGUGAAGUCAUGGCUCAGCAGUCUCAGUCUGAUGGGGCUCAGAAACCGUUCUCUGCGGGUCGGGGCCUGAACUUUAACAUGAACGAGCAGGCUCCUGGCCGCCCGAUGGGGGGCGGAGCCUCGGGUGUUGGGAUGGGCGGGAUGCAGGGCCUGGAUAGCGACGGCCCGAUGUCCCGGCAUGGCAGCGGCAGUGGUCCUCUUGGCCGUCACAUGAAGCUGUUUUCCAGUUUGGGGCUGACGCCCUCUGACCUGGACGCUCUGGCUGAAAUCCCUGAUGAGGACAUCAGCAUGGAGACGCUGCCCCGCAUCCUGAUGCAGCUGAAGAGCCGUAAAGGGGCUGGAGGAGAUCGGGGGGCUGCAUCCUCUACCUCGGAAGCAGCUUUUCGAGGAGGACGGGAGAGCUGGGACCCGUCUCUGGGUCAGGGCCCGGCCCGGGCUCAGUCCUCUGGAGACUUUGGCUUCAGCUCCAUGCGUCCCGGCUAUGGCUCCGGUUACAGCAUGGGGCCGUCAUCAGAGCCCAUCUUUAUGCAGAGGAGGAUGGGCACACCUUCAAGCGGGAAGAUCCAGGACUUCCUGGGAGUCAUACCCCCCAUGUUCCCUCACGUGUGCUCUCUUUGUGACUUUGAUGUUCAUUCCACCAUGGAGUGGAACCAGCACAUUAACGGCCUUCGGCAUGCUGAGAACAGACGACGUCUUCUGGACAUGUAUCCAGACUGGGAGCCUAGCAGAAGGGACAUCCCCAACCUUUCUGCGGGCCUGCUGGGACCACCCCCCAUGUCCUCCGGACCGGUAGGAGGGAUGUCCUCCGGCUGGGGAGAUCGCAGCCGCUCAGAAAACCUGAUGGGACAGAACAUGUCUCGGAGCAGAGUGGUGGUGGUGAAAUACGACAGGAAGCCUCUGAGCAACAAGACUCUGUUUGCCUUCACCGAGACAUUCGGCCGCCUCAGAGAGCACCUGAUUCUCACCAACAAGGCCUUCCUGGAGAUGGAGACUCAUGAAGCAGCUCUAAACAUGGUCAACUACUACAAACAGCAUCCAACCAAACUGUAUGGAAAACCAGUGACCUUCUACCUCUCCCAGAGGCUGAUGGUCAUCGAGAAGGCUCACCGGUCUUCUGAUCUGCCGGUGGAGAGACCUGUGAGGGACAUCGUGGGCCACGGCAGCAAGGUGGUGUUCUUCGCCAACCUGCCCAAAGAUGAUGAGAAGAAGAAGGAGCUCCUGACCAUCGCCAGACGUUUUGGUACCGUGGAGAAACACUUGUUCCUGACUGACCAGGCGUUUGUUCAACUGGGAACUGUGGAGGACGCCGAGAUGCUGGUGAAGUAUUACAGCAUGAACCCGCUCAUCAUCAAAGGAAGGCUGAUCCGCCUCAACAUCUGCACCAAAUACAAAACCCUCAAUGUGAGCCACAGGCAGGAGGAAAAAGAUGCUCAGAGCCAGAGGAGCAGUAGGUCAGACACCGCCAGGGCAUCCAAGUCUUCAUCCAAGGGCAGAGAGGAGAAGAAGCAGGAUGAAAAGGAGGACAAAGACAAAUCUGCAGGAGUGGGGGAGGGCAAAGAGGACAAACCAGGAGAGAAGCAGGAGGGAGAGAAAGAGGGAGUUAUAAGUGGAGACACAGAUGAGGAGGAGCCUGAGAGAACAGAGUCUGGGAUGGAGGAAGAGCAGGAGGAGAAGCACCAGGAGGAGCAACAGGAUUCUGGUGAUGAUGACACAAAAGAGGGCGGGGCUAAGAAGGAGGCAGAGUCAGAGGGAACAACUGAACAUAGAGGUUUUGCAGAGGAGCCAGAAAACAAAGAGGAAGAAGGUGCUGAAGCAGAAGAGAGCCAUGAGGUGGCCGAAGGAGAUGAGCCUGAAGAUGAGUUUGAUCAGAGCUUCCUAGAGAACAUGGAGGACUUUGUGACUCUGGACGAGCUGGAAGAAGAUGACGGCGAUGCCUGCGGAGAGUCCGACGGCAUUGACAACACCAGGAAAGGGGGUAUGAGGGUAGUCAACAUCCUCGGCUUCAGGCGUGGGUACAACUUUCUCAACGAGAUGCUGGCGCUAGCCAAACCUUUUGGGAAGGUGGUCAAACACCUGGUUCUGGACCUGAGGCCUGAGGCAUACAUCCAGUUUGAGGAAGAGGCGGAUGCCAUUGCCAUGGCGAAGUUUUAUAACGCUAACGUGACAGCAACGGUGUGCGGCCGACCGGUGAGGAUCACCCACUCUCUGAGCUACCCCACCAUCCAGUGUGGAUCCAGCAGGGUCGUCUACAUCGGUCAGAUUCCCAACAUAAAAUACUCCGACCAGGACAUUCUGAAGCUGGCAGAGCCAUAUGGGAAAAUCCGGAAGUACUUCCUGCACCGGCUAAGGAGAGAGUGUUUCAUCGAGAUGGAAAAAGCUGAAUCUGCUGAGAAAAUGGCUGAAGCCUGUAAGGGGAAGCAGCUGAAGUUCAACGGGAAACGUCUGACCAUCUACGUGAGCCGGAAAUACAAACAGCUCAAACACGGUCAUCGCUAUCCCAACACAACGAAGAGGGAGAAGAGCAGAUCCCCAGAGAAAUCCAGCAAGGACGCCGAAGAGCCGCUGGCAAAGAAACCGAAACAGGAGGCGGAGUCAGAGGAGGAUGAGGAGGAAGAAGUGAAGGCUGAGGGGACAGAAGAAGAGGAGGAGGAGGAGGAGGCUGCGGUGGCGGGGGAGCACUGUGACAUCAGUGAAGAUGUGAAAGUGGAGAAAAACUUAGCUGAGAAGCUUGCAGAAGAUUCUGAGGAGAUGAAACUCAGUAAAGAGGAGGAGAUGGACACAUCGACCAAUCAGAAUGGACAGACAGAGGCUCCACCCCCUACUGAUGUCAACCCCAACGAGGCGGUUCUCCCGCCCUAUGACCCCAACACUCCAAUUGGUGUGGAGCAUGUGAAGAUGGGUUACUACUGUCGCAUCUGCUUCCUGUUUUACUCCAAUGAAGACAAGGCCAAGAAAACCCACUGCAGCAGCCAGGCGCACUAUGACAAGCUGCAGAAACAUCUGGAGAAGGAACAGAAGAAGAAGCUGAAGACGACGGCGUGAAAACACCAGAAGAAGAGUUUGAUGUUUCCUUUUUAUACUUGGUGUAGUUUGAUUAGAUGUUUGUUAUGGUGACACCACUGACCAAUCAGGAACUAGUCCCAGCAGGUACCUGUGAGUCACGAUGUGGAUCUUCUGUUCAGAACGUUUUAAAGUUGGAGGUUUUAUUCAAUAAACUGAUUCCUCAGACUUGAAA